AUGUAUCCAGUCUGGGUGAUACAAGUACAGGCUUCCUGACAGAGAGAUUCACACCUGGAUUUGUAGUUUAGAAUCUGUCCACUACUGUGCUUUGACAGUAUUUUAGACACCUGAUGCUGUCCUUACUUCUACUUCAUUUUGGACUGUAUGUUUAGCUUAUCAGGCACAUGGUUUGGAGAGCUUUUGUGGAUCAAGGAAAGAAACAGACUCUCAGGCAGGAACCAGUUUUCCAUUACAAAUGGGGUUUGUGAAAAAAAGUGAAGGGCAGUACUGUUGCUUCACCUUGAGAUACAAUUUGUUUUAAAGAUGAAAUGUUUCCACAAACCUUUGGUCGUGAUGUGCACCUGCUGUGUUUUUAGUACAGCAUGAAAUGAACAGCAAAUCUGUCUCAGUAAAAAAUGCUCAAUCGGUUAUGUCGACUGUAACUGAACCUGUGUGAGACUAAACAGAUGAAAUUCCCUCUUCAUUGGAUAAACUGUUCCCCCGGAUAUAAUGUCUGGUCUCAGGCCGUAUUUGACAUUUAUUUUUCAGUGGUUAAGCUUGUGGUUGAAGCAUUGUUUUGCAAGGUUGUGGAAGGCGGUUUCAGCAGCACACCCCUGGAUGACUGCUUCAUCUGGUGGAACAAUGGACAGAGCAUGUACAGGGGGAGUUCAUGAGGAAUGGAAGACUGAUAUGGCAUACCGCACAUAUCUCCAUGGAGAUGGCAGUCAUACCAUGGUUACAAUCCAGACCAGCACUCAUGUUUUCCAUGUGGAUCUGGGAAGGCUUUCAGCCUGCAGUGAGUACUUCAGAGCCUUGUCUGAAUCCAGUAUGAGAGAGACCUCAGAGAGCCUCAUCCAUCUGGACUACAUUCCAUCCUCUGUGCUUCACAGUCUUCUGGAAUUCACUUUUUGGAACAGCUUUAAUGUUCCUAAAGAAGAGCUGGGGAUUCACAUACAGGUGGGUAGCUACCUCCUGGCUGAGGAUUUCCUGUCACGGUGCCUGUCAGCCCUGGACAGUGUGCUUACCCCAGAUACCUGCCUGUUCUACCUGGGUCUGGCCCAGGACAUCUGCUGCACUGAAUUGCGGACAACAGUGUUCACCUACCUGAGCAGAAACCUGUUGGAGCUGCCUCACCUCACCAGGAGGGAGGAUCCUCAGGAGAGGGCGGAGCUGCUUUGGCUGAGGUCGCAGGGUGACCUCCAGCUGUGUAGCCUCAGAAAAGAGAACCUGACCUCUUGGAAUGACCCAGAGACAGAAGCUUCCCGUCACAUUUUCAGAUUCGAGGGUUCAGAGGUCAACGGAGAAUGGCAUCCAAUCGCAGAGCUCCCCUUCUUGGCUGAUAAGUGGUGUUUCACCACAGUGGUCCUGUAUAACUACCUGUUUUUCAUAGGUGGUUACAGGCAGCGACUGAAAAGAGGGUGGGAGUUCAAAAUGGCCUCUUUUAGAUACAAUCCCUUUACUAAUACCUGGGUCUCAACUGCCCCUCUGAUCAAGCACAGAAGGCAUUUCAGUGCAGUGGCAUGUGAUGGCUGUAUCUAUGCUGUUGGAGGCUGGUACUUGGACUCUCUGGUGACCCCAGACUCCAGCACCACCCUCUACACUGCGGUGGAGUGCUACAACCCCUGGGAGGAUACAUGGAGAUUUGUUUCCUCGUUGCCCAUGACUGACUUCUUGUUCAGUAUGUCCAUGUCCCAUGAUGUCCCUUUGACCAGCAGUCUGGGACACUUCCUCUAUGUCCUGGGAAACAUACAGAGGACUGGAGAGAAACUGGUCCUACAGUACAACACCAGAAAAGACACUUGGUGUGAGCUGCUUCCUACUCUUACCAGGACUGAUGCAAACAUACCUAGUGUUUACUUUCUGGGGGCCACAGACAAGCUGUUUGUAAUUGGAGGGAACAACUCAGAAAACCUAGUGGCAUCAUUCUCUGUGGAGUUUCAGCAGUGGGGGAAGGUACAAGUGGCUGAGAAGGUGGCAUUAGCCGGGCAGGGAGCGGUGCUAGGUAACCAGGUCUAUAUGCCUGGAAUCGAACACAAUGCUAUCGUCAGACUGGAUCUCAACACACUCUCCCUUAGUGUCCUCCCUCCUCUUCCCAUCUCAACCAACUACGAGGCACUCUUUCACCUUCAUUUUUAAUAGACCCUAUUCUGCAGCCUGGUCUUGUCAUUACUCCUCAUAAGUGUACGGUCGACCUUAUAACAGUGUGACAGGAAAUGGAACAUAAAGUUAUUUGGCAAAAUGUUGCUACAUAAACAAACAAUUCCAUUGAACAGAGAAACCUUACACAAACAUACAGUAUAUCUGUCCUGCAGCCAGUAAAGCAAUACUACUGUAAUAUAGUACUGUAGGCCUAUAUUGUUGUUGAGACCCUGCAAGCAAGUAUUUGGACUACUUUCCUUGUUCUGUGUAUAGGCUACUGUACAUGUAUGCCAGUUCAUAUGACAAUAAACUACAGUAGUGCUAACCAACUAUGAA
Messenger RNA from Osmerus eperlanus (European smelt), 2457 nucleotides. Its product is annotated as kelch-like protein 6. Lineage: Eukaryota; Metazoa; Chordata; Actinopteri; Osmeriformes; Osmeridae. Gene Ontology annotation, molecular function: protein binding. The coding region runs from base 493 to 2118 and encodes 541 amino acids. Gene Ontology annotation, cellular component: Cul3-RING ubiquitin ligase complex. Gene Ontology annotation, biological process: regulation of microtubule-based process; protein polyubiquitination; proteasome-mediated ubiquitin-dependent protein catabolic process. The transcript is spliced from 8 exons. The record is from RefSeq and is a predicted model, not a curated record.